Molecule: messenger RNA, 198 nt
Organism: Phanerochaete carnosa HHB-10118-sp
Lineage: Eukaryota; Fungi; Basidiomycota; Agaricomycetes; Polyporales; Phanerochaetaceae
Exons: 1
Source: RefSeq, a predicted model, not a curated record
UUCCUUUCUGAGUUUGUUCCUAGCACAUGCCCCUUCUCUCAGAAGACACUUACAAACCACCUCAUUUCAUCAGCGUUGAGUGUCCUCAGAGUAGAAUCACAUGCCAAAGUUGUGGGCAGAAUUGUAACACUUUAUACCAAUGGCUGGUCAGCUUCAAAUUUCCACCACUUCCAAGGUUUCUCAAUAACUACGGAGUAA